Messenger RNA from Conger conger (European conger), 3966 nucleotides. It is a transcript of the gene vgll2a, whose product is annotated as vestigial-like family member 2a. Gene Ontology annotation, cellular component: nucleus. The record is from RefSeq and is a predicted model, not a curated record. The transcript has 10 exons. NCBI's taxonomy places the organism in Eukaryota, Metazoa, Chordata, Actinopteri, Anguilliformes, Congridae. Gene Ontology annotation, biological process: regulation of transcription by RNA polymerase II. Bases 1927 to 2841 code for a protein of 304 amino acids.
GAAACCGCAAAUAUUCGUGUGGAAAAUUUUAACUGGAAUAUAAAAAACGGCGAAAAUGCUGUUGCCGGGGGAAGACCACACAAGACGAACGGCGGGUCCUGGCGGGGGGCGAACGGUUUUUCAGUGAGCCCUCAGCUUACCUUUUCAGCCUGAAGAGGUCACAUGGUGUGUAAGGCCCUCGUGUACAAUGGCUUCUGUCUGCGAACUGAGUUGUUGUGAUGAAGGCCACAAUGGCCGAUUCAGAGUCCAAGGACAGCAGCACCUAUUCGGUCCGCAAGGCCUGACGCUGUCUCCUGAAUCACAGGACCCUUUACUGAUGGAUGGCACAUGACCAUGACACCGAGCCCCUCCGCUUCUCCAUCCCCAGCGCGGCUGGCCUUUGUUGGAAGUGAAGCGCGCGUUGUUACGAGCGAGGCCGCCCUAAUUUUAUCCGCUAAUGGGCUCGCCCCACCGCCCGGGGAUCCGAGUCCCCCUGCCAGAAAUAGGGGGGCAGAGUGACAGUGGCGGGGCUUGAGACAGAGCUGGGGGCUGCCAGCCAAAACACAUUCGAGCCGGGUGGAAUUUCUUUACCCCCUGCGCAAAAUGCGGUGCGAAUAUCCACCGCCAUGUUUUUCCCCCCUACGCCCGGCCGGCUCCUCCAGGGGCCUUCUCCAAACACCCCGGGCCACCCACCCACUGCCUCCUUCAACCCCCCGGGCACCUGGAGCUGCUCCUCAACCAUAAAAUCACUGGACCUGGAGAGCCGCAGGUUGUGCUGGGGUCCUCACUCCUGGUCCUGGAGAGCCGCAGGGUGUGCUGGGGUCCUCACUCCUGGUCCUGGAGAGCCGCAGGGUGUGCUGGGGUCCUCACUCCUGGUCCUGGAGAGCCACAGGGUGUGCUGGGGUCCUCACUCCCGGACCUGGAGAGCUGCAGGGUGUGCUGGGGUCCUCACUCCCAGACCUGGAGAGCUGCAGGGUGUGCUGGGGUCCUCACUUCUGGUCCUGGAGAGCUGCGGGGUGUGCUGGGGUCUUCACUCCUGGUCCUGGAGAUCCACAGGGUGUGCUGGGGUCCUCACUCCUGGUCCUGGAGAUCCACAGGGUGUGCUGGUGUCCUCAGUCCUGGACAGGGUGUGCUGGUUCUUGUUAUCACCUUAAUAUCAGCAACUAAUUCAGACCCAAGACAGCAGGUUAGGUGAGUUAACUGUUUAAUCAACCGCAUUCAUUGAUCAAUUAAGUGCUGAGUAACAACAAAAGCCAGCAGCUCUAGGACCAGGAGUGAGGACCACUGGAUUGAUAUAGUCAGGGCUCACUUCCAAACCAGGCAGUACAUCACUGCACCAGAGACGACAGCUUUAGCUCCGAUGUGUUUUAAAUAUCACUUCUUCACUUAUUGUAAUUUGCUGCACUCAUUAGGCAGUCCUACAGCAGGUUCUGCAUGGCAGCUUUUUCAAGUAAAAUACAGCUUGAGCCUGGGUAAAUAUAAAAAUAAUGCAGAGCAAGUGCCAAUGUGCUAGGCAAGAAUUUUUUAAGCUUUCUGAGAGCCAAGACAUACAAAAACUUGAAGAGCAAAGAAUUCCUCCUGACAAAAUACAUUGUGCGUUUAAAACCACUAGCCAAUACUUUGGGAUGCAUAUGCAAAGGGCCACAGUCUGUAAGUACGCAACCCUGAAAAGCUGCAAGUUACAGGGCUACACUGCCAGACCUCUUCGUUCCGCUACCUCUGGAUGCCUGGCCGCCCCCUCGGGCCUCCCCCUCGUCACACCUGCACUUCCUGCUCACGACUGCUGUCUGUUCCACCGUGGUGGAAUGACCUUCCUGUAGACGUCAGAACAGCAGAGUCCAUUCCUGCAGACACCAAUUUGCAAUGAUGGAAUUACAAACCUGUGAUCUCCAAUGAAGCAUCACCUCCUCUCGUUAAACAACCCGUGAGAUUCUGUUCUUUUCAGCCAUGAGCUGCUUGGAUGUUAUGUAUCAAGUUUAUGGUCCACCACAACCGUAUUUUGCAGCAGCGUAUAGUCCCUAUCAUCAUCAGAAACUAGCGUUUUACUCGAAAAUGCAAGAAGCGCAAGAGAGCAUCAGCGGAAGCAGUUCGUUUUCAAGCCACUCCGGGCCAACGAUCAAGGAAGAGGACUGCGCGCGCGAGAAGGAUCUCCCCCCCGAAGCGGAGUACAUCAACUCUCGCUGCGUACUCUUCACCUACUUCCAGGGAGACAUCAGCUCGGUGGUGGAUGAACAUUUUAGCCGUGCACUCAGCCAGCCCAGCAGCUACGUCCCCAGUUCCUCCAGUAACAAGUCUGCACGAGGUACUUCUUGGAGAGACGGAUCAUUCCCCAUGAGUCAGAGGAGCUUCCCGCCCUCCUUCUGGAACAGCGCGUACCAGCCGUCCGUCACAGCCUCUCUGAGCAGCAGCCUGAGCAGCGCCCUGGGGGCCCCGCACACGGAGCUUCCCUUCGGCACGGACCCCUACUCCAGCGCCUCCCUGCACAGCCACCUCCACCAGCCCCCGCCCGAGCCCUGGCACCCCGCCCACCACCACCACCACCACCCCUACUCGCUGGGCGGCGCCAUCGGGGCGCAGGGCUCAGCCUACCCGCGGCCGGGCGUGCACGAGGUGUACGGCACGCACUUCGACCCCCGCUACGGCUCGCUCCUGGUGCCCUCGGUCCGGCCGCACCGCCUCACGCCCGGCGCCGUGCCCACGCCCGGCGCCCCGCAGUGCGACAUCGGCAAGGCCGAGCCCGCCAGCUCGGCUUGGACGGGGGCCUUCACGGGGGCGGCCUCCGACAUGGGCCAGGGCCUCAGCCUGAACGUGGAUGCAGGAUUGCAGGCCCAGGAUAAGAGCAAGGACUUGUACUGGUUUUAGAAAUCUGCAGCUUCUUCCCGCCCUUGGCAGGCCUCUGUGUUUCUCUGCCUGGUAGACAUUGACAGACCCUUUCUGUAACAGAUUCUAAUCUCGCUUACAGCUCGACGCUACACUCUUUGUGGUGGGACCCUCCUGAGCUGAAAUUCCGAUUCUCUGGGCACCCUCCACUAGCGGGAUGGAUAAAAGAGUCUCUCCAACCAGGACAGAGCCAGAGAAAGAGAGAGAGGGAGAAAGAAAGAGAGAAAGAAAGAGAGAGCAAGGGGAAGCGGCAAUGGGACUCAAAAGAACAGCUUUUCAGCGACUCGUGGUGGCGUUGCUGACUCUUGGGCUUUCAGCCUUUCCAGAGAAAGACCUGAUAUGAGAAAAGAAAAGCUUGCCUUGGCCCCGCUCUCUACAACACACAUGUUUAAAAAAAAGACUAUUUUUGUGUGAAAAUGAUGUUGCAACCUGCAGGGAGACUACGGUCAGUAACUGAAGUUUUGAAUUUAGACUUCAAUCUUUGUUGUUAUUUUCAGAGCUGCAGGGUUUUCUUUUUCUUUCUUUUUUUUUAAAGGAACUGAUAAUUGAUUAUCUGGAGAGAUGAGUCUUUUCUAUCGUGACUGAAGUGAGCACAGGCUAUUUGAAGCCUCUUGACUCUAUAUUGCUCCCUUGCAGCUGUCAGUGACAACUGUUCUCCAACUGAACAGUCAUGCAGUCAUGGUGUUACCGCACUGAGUCUGACCAAACAAGUGCUCUGAACUUCGUACAAGGAGCAUUUUGUCAAAUCUGGACCCCCACCUACGAAGAACAACUGCUCUGUGCACCCGGGGGGGGGGGGGGGGGGACUAACUGUGGACCCGCAAUCCCCGUCUAGCUCCCUCGCUGUGUGUGCGUGUGUGUGUUUGUGUGUGUCCGUCUGUGUGUGAUCCACCCCCCCCCCUGCUGGUCUUUCACAAGACACUGAAAGAGGAGAUCAUUGUAACUGUGCAGAUCCAUACCAUAGGUUUAAAGAUCGUAAAGAUCUGUACCGUAGGUUUUUCUCAGCCAUUGUCAGUGCAGUCUGUGGAAAGUCAUGCAGUUAACUAAGUUUUUUUGAAUGUCAACAUAUUAAUAUAUUGCCAAAUAAAGUAUUAUUUUUGUUUUGGA